AUGUCGCAUGAACUGCCACAUCCAGAGACGGCGUCUGAAAAAGCCUGCAAGCAGUGGGCGACUACGGUGAUCAACCAAUCACCCUUCUGCAAUCAACCCAAGGUUGUUGACAUAGCUCUUCAACAAGACCAAAAUCAGGUUAAGGCCUUAGUCUUUUCCAGACAGCUUGCAGCUAGCAUACAGCGAGCGCUUUGUCUUGGGAGAAGCUUCCGAAAAUUCGAAAGCGAAGCUGAGGUUCAUCGACAGCGAUUUGAGACGCAGGGUCAGGAUGCUGCCGGUAUAGCUGAGUCCACGGACUUUCGGUUACAACUCAAGAAGAAAGAACUGGAACAAGCCGGAACUCCCAGCGACAGACAAGCGGAAGAAUUGGAUGAUCUAUGGCAACAGUUGAUGCGAAGCCGAAACAACCAGGGAAUCAUCCUCAAUAACAAAUCAAUGCUAGAAGACGAACUCAAUGCAAAGCGAAAUGCGUGGCGCGAUGCUUGGCUGGUCGUUGACCGUAUGCUAGAUCCGGUGUUGAUAGAAUCGGGGUUCCUCAAGCCAUAUCCAGAGCAGAGGCAAGGAAAUGCUGAUACCAGGCGAGCAACGAAAAGACAUCAUGGGAAUGGUAGAUCCCAGAUCAAUGCUGCCGGUGUUGAUCGUCAGAGUGAUACAGCAGACCGACCGCAAAAUCGGGCAAGAGUUGUGAUGGACAUAUCUGGAAAGCAGCAGGCUGCCGAGAUAGCGGAACUUCUAUACAGAAAGUAUCGGGAUAACUUCGAUGAUGAGCUGGAUAAGGCUAGAUCAAAGAGCGGAGACAAUACUGGAACAAGAGGGUCUGCAUCCGUAGCAGCAGACGACGAAAAUGAAGCUAAAGCUCGCGAUGACUUCCGCCAGGACAUUUGGAUUACAAAAGCGCAAGAGCUGGGCAGGGCGUGGGAACAAAAACGGGAUGACCUGAAGUCCGCGCAACUACGUGCUGUCGAAUUGCUCCCGGGACUUGAGAGCAGCCUAUCCAUACGGUCCAGUUACUUUAAUGUGACCGAGGAUGGGGUGUGGAGAUCCGGAGAAUCAGCAAGGUUGAAGCUGAUGAAAGCUUGUCAAGGCUGGCGUCAGAUCGCGGCAAGCGAGGGUCUUGGGAGUGACGUAGGUCACUCUGUGACCAGCCCGAACAACAUGAGGGACAGCAUCUAUAAAUACUCGCGGUUCUCGAGGGAUGAUUGA
This is a messenger RNA of Alternaria conjuncta, 1203 nucleotides long. RefSeq lists its product as uncharacterized. Lineage: Eukaryota; Fungi; Ascomycota; Dothideomycetes; Pleosporales; Pleosporaceae. The record is from RefSeq and is a predicted model, not a curated record. The coding region runs from base 1 to 1203 and encodes 400 amino acids. The transcript has 2 exons.